GUUAAAUAUGCUUGAUGUAAUUUCGACAUUUUCAAUUCACUCUUGCCAAAGUAGAAGGUAUGAUGAAUGAUAAUAAAAAAUAUAGAAAUAGAUAAACUGGAAAUUUAUCAAAGGGAUCCACUGCUAGAUAAUCAACAAGACCAAAUUAGAAGUUUUACAAAAUACAAUUAGAUGAUUUGCCAUUCAAGACUAGUCCAAAAAGUGAACAAAGAGAGAAAGUAGAAAUUUAACCAAUAAAUGAAUAAAAUAAAUAAAGAGAAAAUGAAAAUGAAAACCAAUUUGGAAGUAACUUUUACCCAUUGAUCAAUUUUUAAAAAAGUAAUUAUUAGUGAUUAACAAAUAAGUCUCCUACCGUCAGUUAUUGAAAGAAAGUAAUUAAUUCAUAAUUUUUAGUUAAGUUCGAAAAGGAUAUUAAAUCUCUUCAUCCAUCAGACAAACGAAAUUUAGUAAUAUACAAAAUAAUGCGUGAACUUUUUUAAGAACUUUAAUUUGAGAUACAAAACAUAUUGAUUUGUCAACAUCCAAUUUCUAAACUUUUUUAUAUCUAUUUUUCAGAUACUGAUUAUUGUCCAAUCUCGAAAUGUUGUAAUUAAAAUGUAGUAAUUCGAAUUGGUGAGGCAUUGGGUGGAGAAAUCAGAUGUUUAAAUCCUAAGUGUCCUUUGGGAGUGUUAACAACUUUUGAAAUAGAGGAAAAGAUUCUUUGGAAUUCCAAAUUUUAAUAAAAACAAGUUAUCUCAUCGCUAAUUUCAAGUGGAAAGUACAGAACCAAGAGUUUACUUUAAUCCGUUUAAGUUCCUUAAGAUAAUAAUACUUAUGCUCCGAAAUAAUAAAAAUAAAAUUAGAAUUCAUGGAAAAGAUCUUCCACAUUUUAUUAGAGAGCUAGUUAAACCAACUACGAAUAAAUAUAUAGGUACGAAUUGUCAAAAAAUUUAUUACUCAAUUCUUAAAUUUUUAAUAAGAAUUUUGAUGAUUAAAUAGAUGAAAAAUAUAAAUACAGAUGCAAAUUUUGA
Messenger RNA from Paramecium octaurelia, 1010 nucleotides. The record is from the annotation of a GenBank genome assembly. NCBI's taxonomy places the organism in Eukaryota, Ciliophora, Oligohymenophorea, Peniculida, Parameciidae.